AUAACGAUACGUCGCUCUCGCUUAUAAAAUUCGAGGUAACGAUCGCUUUCGAAAGAAUAUUUGUGCAGCUGCUUAACCGUCAAGUGCAUUUAAUAGCCUAAAAUAAUGAGUAAACCGGGCAGUGCUCCUCCGCAGUUCACCUAUGUUCCGCCCCCAUCGGCCCCGCCCUCCUACCAGGAGGCAGUGGGCGGGGUGAAGCCCGUGGGUCCAUAUACUCCCGUUGUGGCCCCCGCAACCACCGCGAAUACCACCAUUGUGACCACGGUGGUGCCCAUCAGCCGCACCUCGACGCACAUGAUCUGUCCAUCGUGCCACGCAGAAAUCGAGACGACCACGCGCACCGAGCCCGGAAUGAUUGCCUACUUGUCUGGAUUUUUGAUUGCCCUAUUCGGAUGCUGGCUGGGAUGUUGCCUAAUACCUUGCUGCAUUGACGACUGCAUGGAUGUCCACCAUUCGUGCCCCAAUUGCCGGGCGUAUUUGGGUCGCUUCCGUCGAUAGGAUCGCCUCGUAUAUGUGUAGAAUCCAAUGCGGUUCCGUGGUGUAGUUUUACUUUAAGCAAACGUUUUUGCCUUUAUUUAUUUAAUUGUAGUAAUGUCAUUUGGAUUCCACAGCGAAGGCAGAUGGAACGAGCCAAGGCUUCCCUUAAUCUAAUAUCUAAUAUCCUGCUAAAUUGCUCCGUCGUUUCAAUAUUUUGGUUCGCCUAUACUCUUUAACUGUUUAACUACGUGUACGUUUCUGCCACGCUAAUAAUAGUAAUACGUGCCUUUAAAUAUUCGCACAAAUUGUAAAUCGAUUCAAAAUCGCACAUUCACAAAAGACAAAAUACAAGAUAUUUUUCUAACAAUAUGUAAAAGUCCCCAGCGAAAGUGCAUAUUGUAUACUUGAAAGCUAAUCUCUGUAAUUAAUAAUCACCAAAUCUAUAAUACUGA
Molecule: messenger RNA, 929 nt
Organism: Drosophila gunungcola (fruit fly)
Lineage: Eukaryota; Metazoa; Arthropoda; Insecta; Diptera; Drosophilidae
Product: LITAF domain-containing protein
Exons: 3
Coding region: 106-498 (130 amino acids)
Molecular function (GO): zinc ion binding
Source: RefSeq, a predicted model, not a curated record